AUGAAGUCAAACUCAAAACCUGGUUCCAAAAAAACUGCUACCGAUACAAAAAGACGAAAUGAAAAGCAAGUAGCUCAAAUGUCUAAAAUGCCCUCUAAUGUGGUUUCUACAAUUUCUCAAAACAAAUUGAAGGAGAUUCGGAGAUACUUUGACUGUCCAAAUUUAACAGGGCAAAAGAGUCUUGCAAAUGAAUCCAGCUUAGAAGCAAAUAUUUCGAACAAAUCAUUUGACAGCGAGGUGAUUAUUGAUUCUGUUAUGAGGAAGGUUGUUGAGCUAAACCGUGAUAAACUCACAGACGCAUCCCUUCUAAAAGUUCUCACCUCAGUAUAUCUAGAUGCAAAAUCAAAGCUCGAAGAUAAUGUUUCGAAGAAUUCAGUCCACCAGAACUUGAAUUCUAUAAGCGCUUCAAAUAUUCCUUUAGACUUAAAAAAGUCUGUGUCAGAAGGGGACAAUAUGCCAAUAUCAGAUGAAAAUUUCCACCAGCUAAGGGAAGAAGCUGGGUUUGCAGUGAGUGCGACCCAUGAAUCUGCAGACAAACUACUAGCCAACCCUGUAACUGACUCAGAUUUGUCGAGACAGAAGGACUUAUAUAUUCAGUCGAACAAAGGAGCCUCUAUAUCUUCGGACAGACGUGAUGCUGAAACGACAGAGAAAUUUAAGGUUAAUGGCACUUCAUCUAAUGGUAUUCAAACAAGCGUUGUUUCCGCCUUCCCUCCAGCUCUUACUCCUAUGGCAUUUGGUUCUGGACAGGACGCCCAUUUGCUAAAACAGGAAGAAAAUCGUCGACAAUGGAAAGCUGCAUUAGACGAACAGCUAAAAGAACAGCAACUUAAGCGGGAGAAACGUAUACAACAGACACAGAGGAAAGGUGGAGAUGAUAAACAUCAGGAAGAAUCUAUUGCAAAUGAUCUACAACACGUUGACACUCAUUCGUGUGUUAAUGGGUCGAAUAAACUAGGCAGUAAUGUGCGCAACAAUGCAUUAGUUUCACACCCUUCAGCUAGUCACUUCUUGUCAUCGGACUUUUCGUUACCUGACUCGACAGUAAACACCGAUUACACAUUAUCCCAUGGAGCAAAGAAUCAGUCCAGCAAACUGAGCUUUAAUCGUGUACGUGGCUUUACUCAACAAAUAUACAAUGAUUCUGUAGAGGCUGCCGAACGAGCAAGACUUGCUCACGAAACUAGAUUGAUAAAUUUGAAACAGAUUGAAGAAAGACGUCGUCAGAAAGAAGAAGAAAAGGCAAGACUCAUUAUGGAAGAAAAGAUGGAAGAAGAGCGUAUUGCUCGUGAGCGUCUUCGGCUACAACAGAUGGCUGAGUUGGAAAAUGCUCGAAAAAAAGCGAAAAAUUUGGAAGAAUUUCAACGUACACAAUACUUAUAUGAAUCACUUGCUCGUGCUGAAGAAGAAGCAAAGUUGAAUAAAGUUCGAAAAAAUCCAUGCUAUUCUGAAAUUCAUCAAAAUGAUGGUUUCCUAGAAUUCAAUAGAAUUCCAAAAUCCGAAUCUCAUAAUGCUUCAUCUCUUACGGGUGGUCAGACUAAAAUUACUAAUCCUGCUUUAAGUUUCACAUCUACAUCUCCUUGGAAUGCGUCAGAUAACCCGUCUUACAACAAUCACUAUUCUAUGGCACCCGCUAAAUCAUCGUUUGCUAUUCAAACUUCAUUUCUUGAAGAUAUUGGCAUUCAAACAGAAUCUGUCUCAACAGAUAAUUCUGAGAAUCUUCGGGCUUCAAAUAGCACAGAAGGUAAGACUGGAAUGAAAGGCACUGCUACUUACAAACUAACUCCAAGUGAUAGCAAACUGAUGAAGAACUAUUCAAACAAGGCAGUUAAUCAAACUAAAUUACCUUCCAACCGCUCUCGACAGAAUCGUUCUUUGCCAACAGAUAAAAAUAUACAACAGAAGAUUUCAAAUGUAAAUAAAAAGGAAACCCUAAAUGUGUUGAAAUCUAAACAGAAUUCAAAAAUUCAACCACGCCAGCUUGAUGUCCCUAAUAAUAACAAUGAUAUUAAAUCAACCGGUGAACAAUCAGUCCUAUCUAUCAGUAGGACGCUAUCAUCAAGUCUGGAUAAAAUAAAUACUCUAAAAUCAGGACUGGGAAGAACUGUCCAAGACGGUUAUUGCUUCAAAAGUCGUAUCCCUGUGCCAAUAUCCACAACCCACAGUAUAACAAUGAAUUCCCUACCUAGACAACAAGUCGCCACCACCUAUUCUUCAUCUAAGAAAACAUCGUAUCCUGAUAAUCAAAAUCCUUACGGACCUUUAGACCUUAUCCGUACAUAUGAUGUUUUGAAUCCGAAUGUUAUGAGUCAUGUGGCCCCAAUUGUAAGUGAAGAAACUGAAAAUACCGUUGCAAACACAAAGAAAACAGAUGCUAAGGACCCACUCGUAAAUCCCAAUUCAAUAAAUGAACGACCAAUCAAUCAACAAGAGACUAUUUUACAACAAUUAUCGGAAAUUCGUAAAGGUUUACAACUACGCCAAAUGUUAUACGAAUCAGGAACAUAUGAAGAUGAUAGUGAUGAGUGA
Messenger RNA from Trichobilharzia regenti, 2529 nucleotides. The record is from the annotation of a GenBank genome assembly. Lineage: Eukaryota; Metazoa; Platyhelminthes; Trematoda; Strigeidida; Schistosomatidae.